UGAGCUUAAGGAGCUGUCAUCAUAAAGAUCAUAAGUCAUAACAUUGUAGAAAAAAUUAUCAUUAAAGCUAAUAUUUUGGCUUUAUAAACCUGAAAUUUUGUUUUAGGGUUUUGUAGGAGUGAAUAUAUAACAUUUUCGUGUGAUGUUUCCUCAUUUACCAAACUAGUCAAUGGAUGCAUUUAGUUGGUAUGCAGCAGAAACGAUUCCACACCAGAAAACCUGCAUGACCAAGUCUGUGCCGCUGUGCAGUCUCGCCAACCUUCAGCUCAGGUUCUUAUGCCCAGCUGAUCUACCCGAGGUUCGUAAACUCUGUCAAGACUGGUUCCCUAUAGACUACCCAUACACUUGGUAUGAGGACAUCACCUCUAACCCUCGGUUCUACUCUCUCGCUGCAGUCUACGAGGGAAUUAUCAUCGGUCUUAUUGUUGCUGAGAUCAAAUCUUACUUCAAACUUAACAGUGAGGACAAGGACAUCCUCGCGUCAUCGUUCGGCCGGUCGUGCUGUGUAGGCUACAUCCUCAGUCUGGGAGUGAGUGAGAAGCAUCGCAGGAAUGGCAUUGCGUCUCUACUGCUAGAGAACCUGGUGUCUCAUCUCACGGCACCGGAGAACUGUGACUGUAAGGCCAUAUUCCUGCAUGUGCUCACUGCCAACUCCACUGCUAUACACUUCUACGAGCACAGACACUUCAGGUUACAUUCCUUUCUACCUUACUAUUACUCCAUAAAAGGUAAGAGCAAAGAUGGAUUCACAUACGUCCUUUACAUCAAUGGAGGUCAUCCACCUUGGGGCUUUUAUGACUACAUCAAGUACGGCUGUAGCCUGGUAUACCAGGUUGACGUUUGCGCCUGGGUACAGUCCCGUGUGCGCGCCGCCCUGGCGUGGUUGUGGCCCGGCGUCCGCCGCAUUGUGGUAGAGAACACAACGGCACUGCUCUCCCAUUGAAUCAGCGUAGACAUGUUCUCAUCUUGUUUCUUAUAAGUAUUAUUUUUUUAUCUUAUGUCUAUUUUACAUCGGUAAGGCUAUGUUCGAUUUUAUUUAUUUAACUAGUGUAUGUCUUUGUGUUUUGCUCAACUGGAUUUAAGUUACUGCAUGAAAGUAUAGUUUUGGUUAAGUAUUCAGUUUUCACGGAAUCGUGAUUUUUGAAAAACUGAUUUCAAAAUUCUUCAAAACCAAGACUUACAAAACAAAGAUUUGAGUAACUUUCUUAUUAGUUGUGUUAUUCAUCUAAUAGAUUAAUAGGUCUUUCACAGUCAAAACCUUGAAAAAAAUAUUUUAUUUAAAUAAACAAAAGUCAAGAAUAUUUGUAAAUGUAUGUAUUUGUACCAAAGGUAAUGUUUUUCACCCAAAGGAUUAUCUCUGAUAUUUACGGGACAGUUGUGCUUACAUUUUCACAAAUAUCACAUAAUUAUCAAGCUAUUGAUAUUCACAUUUUUUUCCAACCAAAGACAUGACAUAAUAUUUUUUACUAAUUGAACCAUUGUUGGCACAAAAGAGUGCUUUCUACAUUUAAAAAAUUAAUUGUUAAAUGAAUGGUUAACAGGUUUUAGUUAAGUAUUUAACUGUAAAAUGUGUUUAUAGAAGUUGUAAGGUAUUGAACAAAUUGUACUAUUAAAUUUAAUAUAUUUAUAGUAUUAUUAAGUUAAAGGUUUGUACAUUAAGUAUGCCCAUAGGUACACGUUUGUGAAUCCAUCCAAAGUCUAUGUUUAGGAAAAACCUGGGUGACGUUAUGUUAAAAAAAUUGCAGAUUCUUACAGUUAUAUGGCCCAAGAUACAGCACUUUUGUAAUACAGUCUGAUCUACCUUAGUUAGAGCCUAAAAUGGAUAGUUUUCUAGUGUCAUUUUUACUUGGAAAUCAUUAACUUCCAAAACUAAUUGAUUGACUUUAACCCAUUGACAUAUUUAAACUGCACUACCUGUUUACACACAGAAAUUCCAAUUUUCUUGGCUCUUUUAGUGACUUACAAAAAUAACUACAACUUCAUUUUUCAUUAUUUGUUUGUCUUAAAUUACUAUCUUCUUCCUCAGAAAGGUUGGAAGACAAUUCACAAUCAUCUAUACACCAAUUUAUUUUAAUACUUCUUUGUAAAUAAGACAGUCGUGACAUUUGGACACAAAACAAACCCCAAAACACUCUUGAUUACUAAAAUUUUGAGUUUUUUCCAAAAUAGGUUAGGCAACCAAAGAAACUAAAAAUACAGACUCAAAAGUAACUUUGGAGCCUGAUUAGAAUCUACCUUGUCACUGGUUCAAAAAGUAAGUGUCAAUCAUACUUUUGUAAUACAAACAAAAUUUAGGGUAACCACUAACCAGUUCAUCUUCAAGCUUCCCACUAUUAGAGUACUGUACAAACAAGGUUGGCUGUUGUAUUUGACAUGCUUCUUUGAUUAUUGACGGAGACUGCAAUAUAUUAAUGUAAUUCACAGUAAACAUGUUAAGGUCUGUUCUAAUUUCAAGAUCAACGUCUCAACCAACAAUUAUUUAAACGGCCAGUUAUUUACUGGAUCACAACUGUGGGUACAUUAACUAGUUUUGGAUCAAUUUUCUUGAUGAAUAUUGAAGUCGAUGUUUUCUGAUAGAUUAAGUACUGUUAGGAAACACAACAUCAUCAGAAACCAUGUGGAUACAAUAUAACCAGAAUUUUACUGCUAGUUACAGUAAUUAACCAGAUGAAAAGUGGUCAUUCACUAGAAUCCAUAUUUAAACGAUCCUGAAAUGGUUAUUUAAAUUAUUUACAGGGUGACCAGCUUCGUCACGAGAAUAUUGAAUAGGUUAUUAGGUAAAGAGGAGGGAGGUUAAUAAAAUUUAAAUGUUAAAUAAUAAUAAUGUUGUCAUUCACUCUUGCAUUGAUUUUUUUUGUGAUAAAUUGUACUUUUCAACACACUGUUUCAACAUCAGUAUUACCAUUAGAAAGGAAGUACAGGGAGAUAAUUAAACUAUUCUCCACACUUACACUUGAGUUAAUAGCCUACUUUCCCAUGUAGGAUACAAGGAACAGCUCAAGCUUAAACUGUCAUUCACUGGUGUGCACACCAUACACUCAUUAUUUUGGAGUCCUAGGGUUUUUAAAGGUUUGCAUGUUGGCAAAUAAAUCAAAGAAAAUAUUUCUGGUGUUCAAAAACAGUUGUUCAUUGGGUUUCCGUUGAUGAUCAGGAGUGCACGCGCCGCUAUGCACAUCUGAUAUUGUUUUAGACAUUUGACAUUUUACUAGAACAUUAUUUUAUUUUCAACUAAUGUUUGAAAAUGUUGUGUAUGUAUUAAGUUGAUAACAAACUCUCAAUGUUGCAACCUUUUUAAUAAAGAGAUAAGAAAAUUUUUUUCUCUGUUCAUAGUUUUUAAUUUUAAUAAAAAAAACGCUCCAAGUAGACCAAAGUCAACGACUUAAAAUGUACAAUAUUAUUAAGCUAAUACUUAAUAAGUUGACCAGUUAACAUAGGUACUCAAUAAUCUAACAAUAUUAAUAUAAUUUUGUUGUAUAGGCUAGAAGUUACCAAAUAAUUUAAUUUUAGUCAGUCUGUGAAGUUUUUUACUCUUAUUGGAAACACUUUUUGAUACAUUAUUACUAUGUUUGAUAUGAUAUUGGGCUUUAUCUUUCAAAAAUAUACUAUGUUAAAAAAUAGUUUGAAUAAUUGUAAAUUAUUAAUAGAGUUUAAUGUUUUCAUUAAGUAAUAUUCCUCUUAUCAAACGUAAAAAAAUCAAACAUCUCACUAACAACACUUUUUAGUCAUGAGUAAUCUAUGAAGAAGUGAGUGAUCUAUGAUAAAUAUUUUUUUGUAAUUCUAGUGUUAACUUUUUUUAUAUUGUAUACGAAGUAAUCACACAAAAAUUGUUUCCAGAAUUUAUUAAUUGUUUGGUAAGAUUCUAAUUUAAAUUAUCUUUCUAAAAGGUAUUUUAUAAAGUAUUUCUUGUUGCAGGGUUUUAUUAGUUUUCAUAGUAAUAUUUUAUUAAUCGAAGCUUUUACCUACAAUAUUCAGAUAAUGUCAACUAACACUAACUCCAUCAAAAGUAAUCUGAAAACUGGUAAUAAACUUUAAAUAUUUAUA
Messenger RNA from Macrosteles quadrilineatus (aster leafhopper), 4041 nucleotides. RefSeq names its product N-alpha-acetyltransferase 60 (gene Naa60). Gene Ontology annotation, cellular component: Golgi membrane. The record is from RefSeq and is a predicted model, not a curated record. The transcript has 6 exons. Gene Ontology annotation, biological process: N-terminal peptidyl-methionine acetylation. Lineage: Eukaryota; Metazoa; Arthropoda; Insecta; Hemiptera; Cicadellidae. Bases 170 to 943 code for a protein of 257 amino acids. Gene Ontology annotation, molecular function: protein-N-terminal amino-acid acetyltransferase activity; histone acetyltransferase activity.